UCUUGUCUUGAUUGACUUGAUUUGACGUUUGAGUCAGCUGAAAAGGCAGAAAAGUGUUAAUUACUUUUAUUAAUCUCAAACAAAAUUGCAGUUUUAUUUGUUGUGGAAGGGUGCGUUAAUAACUGAGUAUCAGUUACGCGAGCACUUUAAUGUAGAAUCACGUUUAACGUCGUAAAUACCGUACGCGAAGAGAAUUCCAUUGUUUGGAUGUUUAGUUUUUUUUGGUGUUAGAUUUGUAGAAUUUGAGCGAUGUUUGGUAGGCCGAGGUGUAGGGAAUGGACACCUCUUGCAACGCAGCAACUUCGUUUGAGGAGCCUUAUUCAGAUUGUCGGUUACAACAUUCGUCCACCAGAGGGAUGCACUGCCCAAUGCAGCUUCUAUCUCACCUUGCAUCACACAACCAUGUCAGCACCGUUCUAUACGAGUGAGAGGAUAUCGUCUCCACACCCUAAGUGGAAGGAAAUAGACUCAGAACUAACCCACCGCAUGUCAUCAACGAACGUCGUCAUCAGGAUAUGGUGUCACACCAUGCCCCCUAGCGACCAGACCGAGCCUACCCAAGACACCGUAAUACAAACAUGGGGGGUCUACUUCACGGGUCUAAGGUAUAUAGGAGCAAAUCUAGCUCUAAACUUUACCUCAGACUGCUUCAAAAGCAACACACUAGUGUUCCAAAUGCACGGAGGAUAUUUCUGCUCGUACAAAAGUCUCAAACUCGAUAUAAUACCUCCGGAAAAUGAAUUGGAACAUGGCUCGUUGUCAUCAGAUUCUUCAGGCAAAACGAAUCUGUCCCGCGUGACGCUAGAAUCCAAGUUCAUACAAAACCAUAAAUAUCUGAAGGAAUCAAGGUCGGUGUCGCCGAGCAAAUUCUCCAAACGGUACGAAAAGGAGUAUUCUAAAAGCAACAGCCCAGUUGAAAGAACUUUCAAGCAGAAUUUUCCGGCGAUAAGAAACUCUGCCAGUAUGAACAUAGGUUCAAGCCAGCGGGUUGAUAGAUGCAGAGAUGGUAAUGAGGCAAAAAAAGUCGAUCCGAACUACAUUUACGAGCAUUCUCCAGAAAAUUUAGAUGUCAAGGAAAUGACUAAUGGUUUUUCUAAAAACGCGUCAGCAGAAGAAUUAGCGGGCAGUAACAUCGACUUGAGUGAGACCGCUGAGAAUUACGAUUUAAGGAACGAAAUGGAUGGGGCACCCAAAUACAGAUAUUUGGCUUUAAAUUUCCUAAAAUCUGAGAUACGGCCGAGUUACAACGCAACAAAGCUGCAAAAGUUGCAUUUGCUACAGUAUUCUAUAAAGAAAAGGCAAGAGGCGGUUCAGGAAAUUAAGGAAAGAAUAUACCAGAAGUCUGCGGUGACCAAUGACAGUUGGUCUCAGCCCGAUGAGUCGGAGAUUAGAUUAAGAUACAAGAGCAGGUCUCAAAAGAACCUCUUUUCGCCUGAUGAUGAAGGCUUGGACAAACAGAAGUCGUCGUCUCAGAGUGACUUGACGGUCAAAAAUGGUAGGAUUAAGGAGGAGAAACCUCCAGUCUCUAAUGGACCAAGAUUAGCGUUAAAAUUGAAUGAUCUCCUGUCUUUUAAGUCAAAACCCUCGCCUUUCCAAAGGUCAGAGCAUAUAAGACUAACAAAACAAUUAGAAAUAUUAAGGUUUAAGCGAAUAAUACUCUCGGAUGAAAGGGACAGCAAGCUGGCCAACAUUAGAAGACUGAAAGAGAUACGUGCUAAGCUGUUUGAGGAGAACCAAGACAUAGGGUCAGAACUGAUGGAAGACUACCACACAUUAUCCCGUCGGACUGAAACAGUGAAAGACAAGAAGCAAUCCUGUGCCGCGCUAAGGGAAUUAGCGGCGCGGUCGCACGCUGCGUUGGCCAGUUUACGCUGCGAACUGCUGACACAGUUACAUCAGAUAUUCUAUAUCGAGCAGAAAGACCAAACAACCUGGACCAUAAUAGGCGUCCCGCUGCCCAUCUGUGGGGACGAAAGCCCACGCGCCCACAGCGCCGUCAGCGACUCAGUAGCGGCCGGGUUCGCGGCACAAGCAGUCUGUCUAGCGGCCGCCGCGCUGAACCAGCCGCUACGGUACAAGGUCACGCUUCUGGGCUCGGCUAGCAAGAUACUGGACGUCACGCCUGACCUGCCCGACCCCAAUAUACCCCUAUUCGCCCGGGGCGGGGACUCGACUCUGUUCCUCUACGCGAUGUUUCUACUCAACAAAUGCAUCGCUCAACUUCUAUGGGGCCGCGGAAUGCACGUCUCAGAUCUAAGACCGACUCUGGCCAAUCUACAGAAACUUCUCACUACGCCGAGUAACUUCGCCGACACUUCGAAACUAUUCGGCACGUAUCGCUGGCUGGCCGACAAUCAGUGUCCACGGACCCAAUCGCUAAGGAGUCUUGUGGCUACCGAUAGAGGGAAGUUCCGGCAGUUCAACAGGUUUAAGGACGCGGUCGACGGGCAAGCGCCUCAAGUGGCUCUGAAGAGGCACCGGCACUCGCGGAGCGUCGGCAGCUACCAUGAUGAUCAGGAGUCGCCAAAUCUGGAUGCGUCGACCACAUCGAUCAUGGGCAGUGAGCCCAACAUUUACAACAUGAAGCUAACCCAAGCCAACAGCGCUGAUAUGCCACCUUCCCUCCUCAAAACUCACAACUCCGACUCCGAAAUACCAACACACAUAGAAGAAAAACCCUCGGAAACCUCCGAAGAAAACAAAUUCAUAUUCACAUUGGGAGAAGACACAAAAUUAAUCAACCUACAAUCAGAAAAGCUGGUCAGAAUAUCAAGCAACAAUGGCGACGAAGUUUGUGAGACGUGCCACGAUGAAAGUGUCAAAAGGAUAUGCUCAGAAAUUGAAAACUUUUGCAGUACAAGUGGUAUAAGAGAUAUUCACGAGGGCUUCGAUGUGGCGAAACAUAUGGAGACCAUAAACGACAAUAUGGUCAAAUACGUUGAAGGAAAAAGUGAAACAGAAACUGUAGCGUGCGAUACGUGCGAGAACCAAGACGUGUGUGACGUUGUGUGUGCCAAAAACGUGACAGAUGUCAUUGUCAUACCGAGCGCGGAAGCCAUCUUGGAUACGGGUCAAUUGACAGUUGAACAAGAUGGCGACGAGAAAUAAUAUUCGGGAAGAAAUAGUGUUAUAUCAGAAAUUGGAUCGAAGACAAUAUCAAUUACACUUUUAAUUAUAAAAAAUGAAAUUUCUGAUAUAAAACUAUGCUGAGUAAAGACUUCUAAAAUUCUAAUAUUGCAAUUUGUAUAAAACAAUGUUGAUACAACGAUUUUAUGAUUUGUAAUUAUUACAUAAUAAUGAUUACAUAAUAAUCCUUAAUUAUUGUUGACGGUUAGGGUGUAAAAUCUUGUAUCUUGAAUAAUCAAUAUUAAAUUAAUUAAUUUUCCCUAUUCCGAUUCGAAUAAGUCCUCAAAAAUACUGCUAUCGUCAUGUUUAAUUGAAUUUUUUCUUACUUAUUCACAUAAGUCAUGAAUAAAAGUUCAAAUCGAUAAUAUAAAUAACGUCCAUCAAGAAAAAAUACAUGCCCCGUUAGUACAAAAGAGGCAACAUUUCACUGUUUUUACUUGAUUUUCAACCAUAAACUAAGGACCAGUGUUGGCACUAAUCAAUUAAUUUUUUAAUCAAUUAAUUAAUUUGAUUAAUUUUAAUCAUGAUUAAAUUAAUCCUGAUUAAAAUAAUCAUGAUUAAAAAAGUAAUCAUAAUCAUGAUUAAUUUGUUAAUCAUUAAUCAAUAAUCAUUAAUUUGAUUAACUUGAUUAACUUCUUAAAUGUUCUAUCGAAAACAAUGUUAAAACAUUGAAUUCUAAUAUUAGACGUUUGGUUUUAGGCUACAAUUCUAUGACAGGUCAUACCUAGAUAAAUAUAAGGUAACCUAGACUGCCCCCCGCCCCCUUCCCUCGCUGAAACUUCCGGUGCAGUCUUCCGACCUCCCGUAGGAGGAUAUCAGUCCACUUCCCCUACCGUUCCAGCACUUACUUGCAACCCCACACUCCCACCACCUGCCCCCACCCCUAGCCUCCCCUGAAACUUCUGGUACGAACUCUCCUGCACCUCCCCAACACGCAAAACCUCCUAGCUUAGCAACCCCACCCUUCUAUUGAAUUGCCCACGCGUGGGCCUCCCCCGAAACUUCUGUUACGAACUCUCCUGCACCUCCCCAACACGCAAAACCUCCUAGUUUAGCAACCCCACCCUUCUAUUGAAUUGCCCACGCGUGGGCUUCUCCCCGAAACUUCUGGUACGAAGUCUCCUGCACCUCCCCAACACGCAAAACUUCCUAGCUUAGCAACCCCACCCUUCUAUUGAAUUGCCCACGCGUGGCCCUCCCCCCGAAACUUCUGGUACGAACUCUCCUGCACCUCCCCAACACGCAAAACCUCCUAGCUUAGCAACCCCACCCUUCUAUUGAAUUGCCCACGCGUGGGCCUCCCCCCGAAACUUCUGUUACGAACUCUCCUGCACCUCCCCAACACGCAAAACCUCCUAGCUUAGCAACCCCACCCUUCUAUUGAAUUGCCCACGCGUGGGCCUCCCCCCGAAACUUCUGUUACGAACUCUCCUGCACCUCCCCAACACACAAAACGUCCUAGUUUAGCAACCCCACCUUUCCGUUGAAUUGCCCACGCUUGCGCCUACCUUGGGAGGGGGGGGGGGGGGACUUCUCCCCUAUCGUCAGCCAGUCCGCUUAACUUCUAUCCUGACCCAAUUUUGCUGGAGGAUACCGGAAGAAUAGAAGGAAUUGUGAGAAACAAAACUAGUGCGAUAAGUGUUUUGGUAGUGAAAAUUGACGCAGUUUUUUGGGGAAAACGACAGUACAACUCCAGAUCCCCCCUUUGCUAGAUAUUUUAUAAGUCGCGGGUACCUUUUCAUACACUCCCAACCCUUUUCUUAUGAAAAUAGUAGAUAGUUAAUCAAAUAAUCAAAUUAACGAUUAAUGAUUAUGAUUAAUUAAUCUUAAUCAAAAUUUUUGAUUAAUGAUUAACUAAUCAUAAUCAAAAAAAUUUGAUUAUGAUUUUAAUCAUUAAUUUUUAAUCAUUAAUCAGAUUAACUUUUUGCCAACACUGCUAAGGACAUAAAGGACUCAAGCUAACUGGCGAUUCUACAAAGAACUGUCAGUGUCAACUUAACGUUUUAAAACAGCUAGCCCUGCACGUAUUUAUCUUGAUGGGUUAAGACAUUUUUUCGCAGUUACACGCAUUGUAAAUACUGUGAUUUUUCAUAUUAUUAUUCUUAUUAUGUAGAGACAUCGUAUUAUUAAGUUUCGCCACUUCGUUUGGGUCAAUUUCAAUCAUAUUUUAAACAAUUAUUUGAAAAUUCAUUAUUAUUAUUGACAACAUAGCAAACGCUAAUUUAUUAUUAUAGUCUGGUCGCCGAGACGUAGAAUUUUGUCCAACGACCCCAAGCUACCCAUCCUUAUCGCUCGCGCGUAAUUAUAUUGCUGUCGCGACUGUGCGACGGGCGCCCGCAGUGAGUGUGCGAGCGCAACAGCGUCAUAAUUACGCGCGAGCGAUAAGGAUGGGUAGCUUGGGGUCAUUGGACAAAAUUCUACGUGCUCGGAGACCGGGCUUUAGAUAAAACAUCAAUAAUACGCAUCUAUGAUGAAUAUUAUUAUAGUGAAUUCAAAUGUCACUCUUCUUUAAAUGCCAAUACCGUACUAGCAUUAUUAUCAGAUUUUGUGUUUGUUUCAUAUAAGAAAGAGAUGGCCAUACUUUCAAUAUCCCUUUUAAUGCAAGUAUGACACUGCUUUUCUCUUGAUUUUUGUAUGGUCAGAAAAAUAUUGUAAUGCUUUAUAGUUCCUUAAUUAUUAUUAAAAUUAUUUCGACUAAGUAGGUUUGUUGGUGACAUACGCCAUAUAAAUCACUGUAUUUCAAUAUCACAGCUUAUUUUUCAAAGUUAUUUAUACCAAAUUUGCACAUUUUUUCGUUUAUACGGCUCUGUCCUAAUUAUUGCCACCAUAAUUAGAAUUUUGAGCAUUAUUCGCUUAUCAUAAGGUCAAAAUCGAAUGAAAAUAUUCAAUCAUCAUAAUUUCCGUGGCGUAUGUUCUUUUCAUUAGUUUAUUUUUUAGGUUAAUUUUAAAUACAAAUUUUGUGUGCAUGAUCUGUGAUUUGUUAAUAAUUAUAAUUUAUCCUUGUAAUUGUAUCGAACCUAAUUAAAAUUAUUAUUAAUAAGAGGAACAGGUUUUUCUUUCAAUGAUUAAUUAAUUAUCUUAUGGCACUGAUUUCAAAUUUUAUCUAUUGAAAUUAAAGCGUUUCAUAAUCACAUAUUUUUCAAUAUUCGUCUUCAAAUAUUAUUUCAAAACACCAUAAAUUAAUUUUAUCUUACCCUUAAAAUACUAUUGCCAGAAUCAUUCGAUUUAACAUAAAAUAAUCGUAAAAAUGAGUUAUCUAUAACAUGCGCGGUUCAGACACAAUUUUACUGUUUUAUUUGUAUGAAAAAUACAGGACAGUGCGUACGCUCUAUCUACAUACCGAUUACGCAUAUACCUUAAAAUAAAAAGAGAGAGAUAGAGAAAACAUUUACACCCUAAAUAAUUGAACAAUAAUAAUAAUAUAAGUGACGUUCGAUUCUGCAAGCCGUGCCUAUAUUGUGUUAUAGAAUAGAAAAUAAUGAACAGUAAUUAAUAUUGUAAUCACAUGUUGUUAUAAUUGCAGUAAAUAUAUUUAUUUUGAACCCUUGAA
This is a messenger RNA of Ostrinia nubilalis (European corn borer), 6676 nucleotides long. RefSeq lists its product as uncharacterized. The transcript has 10 exons. The record is from RefSeq and is a predicted model, not a curated record. Gene Ontology annotation, cellular component: endosome; lytic vacuole. Bases 250 to 3108 code for a protein of 952 amino acids. Gene Ontology annotation, biological process: SNARE complex assembly. NCBI's taxonomy places the organism in Eukaryota, Metazoa, Arthropoda, Insecta, Lepidoptera, Crambidae. Gene Ontology annotation, molecular function: SNARE binding.